Messenger RNA from Mytilinidion resinicola, 1621 nucleotides. Its product is annotated as MFS general substrate transporter. Gene Ontology annotation, molecular function: transmembrane transporter activity. Gene Ontology annotation, cellular component: membrane. The record is from RefSeq and is a predicted model, not a curated record. Gene Ontology annotation, biological process: transmembrane transport. Lineage: Eukaryota; Fungi; Ascomycota; Dothideomycetes; Mytilinidiales; Mytilinidiaceae. The coding region runs from base 1 to 1464 and encodes 487 amino acids. The transcript has 5 exons.
AUGUCUGAUCUCGAGAAGACUACUUCGCCGCUCGAGUCGGGGGAUGUGACGACGGCGGUAGAUGUGGAGAUUGAUCAUGUUGCGGAGAGGAAGCUGGUGCGGAAACUGGAUCUUUAUCUGAUCCCGACUGUUAUGCUGCUAUACUUGCUCAGCUUCUUAGAUCGUGUCAAUAUCGGCAAUGCAAGAUUAUAUGGCUUAGAAAAGGAUCUAGGCCUCCACGGCAACCAGUUCCAAGUCGCCGUCUCGAUUCUCUUCGUUACAUAUAUUCUCUCUGAGCUACCUUCGAAUCUGGUCCUGAAGAAAUUAAGACCGUCGAGGUGGAUAGCUUUCAUUGCCACGGCAUGGGGAAUCAUUGCUACUCUUACGGGAGUAACGCAGAGCUAUGGCGGACUGAUAGCUUGCCGGAUAUUCCUAGGCGCCGUGGAGGGAGGUUUAUUCCCCGGAAUGGCAGUGUACUUGACGUUCUUCUACGUCAAACGAGAGCUUGCGCUUCGUAUUGGAUAUCUCUUCGUCAGUGCUGCUCUUGCUGGAGCUUGUGGCGGAUUACUGGCCUACGGAAUCGGGCACAUGGACGGUCUAUCCGGUCAAUCUGGUUGGAGAUGGAUCAUGAUCUUGGAGGGCAUCCCUACCUUCAUUCUCGGGAUUGCAACAUGGUGGAUUCUACCCGAUUCUCCUGAAACCGCCUACUUCCUCACUCCUGCAGAGAAGGAGCUCAUGAAACUGCGGUUUCUCCGUCAGAAGGGAUAUACGACGUCCGCCGCAAAGUUCCACUGGAAAGACGUGAAAGCAGGGCUCAAGGAUUGGAAGAUAUGGGCAUUUUGCUUUGCGCAGUUCGGAGCUGAUACCAUGCUUUACGGCUUCUCCACCUUCCUCCCCACCAUCAUCAAAGGCAUCAACCCGAAGUGGUCAACCGCCAUAGUCCAAGUCCUGACCAUUCCGUGCUACGCUCUCGGCGCUAUAUCCUACCUCCUCGCCGCCCGGCUCUCCGACCACCAGCAAAAACGAGGCCUGUACUCCGUCCUCUUCGGACUCAUCUCAAUCAUCGGCUACGCAAUGUUGCUGGCCGAUACCACCAGCGGCGUCCACUAUGCCGGAUGCUUCUUAGUGGCCAUGGGCCUCUACGUCGUAGUCGGCUUGCCAUUAGCUUGGUUGCCUACGAAUAACCCACGAUACGGGAAGCGGACUACAGCGACUGGCUUGCAGUUGACGAUAGGAAAUACCGCCGGCAUAAUGUCCUCGUUCAUUUACCCUGCGGGAGAAGGGCCUAGGUACAUUCGUGGCCACGCUAUCACGCUGGCUAUGGUCGCGUGGGCUUCUCUUGUGUAUGGCUUUAUGUGGUUCUAUUUUACGCGCGCAAACGCGCGGAGAGCGCGAGGUGAGGAGGAUGAGAAGAUUGCGGGUAUGACUGACGAGGAGGUCAAUGAGCUGGGUGAUGAGAGUCCGAGGUUUGUGUUUACGAUCUAGGAGCAGUCCUUGCGGAGAUCAUUGGGGUAUUCUGGAGCAUCGAGAUUCCACAUACUAUUUUGUUUUGAAGCGAACAGAGAUUGUUUUCAAAGGAGAUCUGCUCGGUUCAGAUUUAAGUUCAAUUUAGGACAUGAAAUUUAAGCUAGGAUAUGCGCCC